Molecule: messenger RNA, 2320 nt
Organism: Ilex paraguariensis (yerba mate)
Lineage: Eukaryota; Viridiplantae; Streptophyta; Magnoliopsida; Aquifoliales; Aquifoliaceae
Source: the annotation of a GenBank genome assembly
AAAAGACAUAGAUUGUGGAGUAUAUAAUGGGUACAACGCACUAAUAUGAGUGUUGAGAUGUUGGAUUUGGUUUUGAACAUAGAUUUUGAUGUAUGUAAUCCGUUGAAGUUUGAAUCUGGAUAGAUUUUUAAUGCUUGGAGUCGGAUCAGCAUCAAUGGGCUGAGUACUGGGUUGGUCUCCCAUUUUCUUUUGAUUACUUAUUUGUGCGUCUAGUUAUAUCUGCCUUCCUCUUAUUUUGAUCAUAAUUCUUGAAGUUUUGAUGGGAAAAAGGGAUAAAAAAAAUCCCAUAUGGUUUGGUUUGAGUGGCUUGCUUAUAAAUCUUCACAUCAAUGCUUUGUUCUAGUUUUCUCAAACAAAUAAUUUUACUACUGUCCAUUUAAGAAUUCAUGACAUUACAGAAAGUAAAAGUAAAAGUAAAAACUUUUGAAUAAAAUAAACAUGCUGAAGGAUAUAGGGACUUGUACACACACAUGUAUGCACCUGCAUAAAGUGAAUAUGGUCAAUCUUCUACACAUAAUGUUACAGAUUUGAAUUUGCAACAAUACUAGCGGUUUCAUCAUGAGUUCAAUCACAUGAGGAUGUAAGUUGUGAUUUAUGCCCUUGUUUUUUGCCACCAAAUCUUGUAACUGCCGGGUGUUCUCUAAAUGAAGAAUCCUGGCUUUACCUCUAAAAUAAUCAUUUGUUAAGAAUAUCUUUUUAAUAGGGGUUUUAAUCUAGCCAAGCCUCCUUAGCUCCAAUGUGCUUAGUCUCAGCCUGGGUUUAUGUCGUAGGCUUGAUCUCUAUCACUGAGCUUUGGUGUUUGUUUAGGCUUGAAUCUGCUUAAAUAUGAAAUAUUCGAGCUCAGCUGGGCUCGGUUCAUUUUUCAGCCGAACUUCUUAACUUUGGCGUCUCAUAGACGUACUAAUAAUAUCCUUGACUUUCUCUGCAUAUUGACAUUUGUCAUUACAAGCAUCUUAAUUUUUACUGACUAAUUCACACAACAGUUGAAGUGAAAGAUUAGAGGUAUGGGCAUUCAUACGACACAUGCAAGUUCUAAUUUUGAAUUGGUUUAAGGUUUGGUGAAACAUAGCCAUAAGUUGUCCUCAUUUUUAACACAUUGUUUGCUAUUAUGAUUUCUUUGAGGUGUUCUUUCAAAUUUAAGUCUACUUCAUCCAUGUGCUUGUCUAAUUCUCCAGGCUCAAAUACAGUAUAAGCGUUGUUGCUGACAGAGGUCUGAAAAAGCCUCUUUACACAUCAGCACGAUUGAAAAAGGGAGAAGUUUUGUAUCUUGAAACUCACUCGUGCAGGUAUUUAGGAGACUGAAAUGAUUGUUUGGCAGUGAUGUUUAUUUUCUGGCAUAUUAUAAUCCAUUAUCCAUCUCUGGAAAUAAAACGAUCUUCACCUAGGGCUUUCUUUCUUUCUAGUGUGUCUAUCUCUCUAUUAUUAAGUCUUUUCCUAUCCUCCCAGUAACCCCUUAGACAGGCAUUCUGCUAUCAGCCGUUUGGCUGUGAUGUUUGCUUUCUGGACUGUCUUGUCAUAUUGUAAUCCGUUAUCCAUCUUUGGAAACAAAACGAUCUGGAUGGCCUAUUUUUUCUCAAACUACACAAGUUCCCGAGAUGCUUGAUAACAAGCCACAAUUGUCGCCCAUGAACUAAAUAAUAUUGACAAUAACAGCAAAUAUUGAUUUUUUGCAUUCAUUUCUCUUUUGAUAAUGUCAAAAAAUUUCUCUGUUUUUAUGUUUUGGUCUCUUUCCAUACCCAAACUACAUUUUGCUUAAUAUUUUUACCUGAUAUUUUAGACUUUAGAGGACCUAAUUUUGUGAAAAUUAUUGUUAAUUGCCAUAAUUUGGUAGCCCUGAUACUAAGGACCUUUUUGUUUCAAUCAUAUGAUAAGAUGAGAUGAUUUAGGGAAUGCAUACAAUGAACGCAUGCAGCUAAAGCUGUGAUGGAGUUUGUGCUGCCCUCUCAGAUCUUUUAUGAAACUUUUUCCCAAAAUUUCGAUAUUUCUGUCAGAUUUAAGGACCUACAUUUUGAGCUAUGUAUGUGAAUUGGGAUAUGUCAACUUCUAUGCCAAUCUCUGAAUUUAAGUUAGCUGAAGGUAUGAGCUUUGCUUUAAUGGAGAGAAGAUGGUCAAGGCUACGGCAGCACCUCAGCCAUAUGAACCAGAGACACAGAAAUCUCAAAAUCGCAAUUUGCAUUCUACAGCUGGUGAAAGAAGUGUGACUGAAGGUGACAGCAUUGUGAUGGAUGUAUUCCGAUGGUCUCGUUGUAAGAAGCCCCUUCCUCAAAGACUCAUGCGUUCAAUUGGGAUCCCACUGCCUUUGGAACAUUUGGAAACAUAG